Messenger RNA from Penicillium argentinense, 1095 nucleotides. RefSeq lists its product as uncharacterized. The transcript is spliced from 3 exons. The record is from RefSeq and is a predicted model, not a curated record. Lineage: Eukaryota; Fungi; Ascomycota; Eurotiomycetes; Eurotiales; Aspergillaceae. The coding region runs from base 1 to 1095 and encodes 364 amino acids.
AUGGCUUUUCUUUCUCUUGCCGACGGCAUUGCCGUCAUCUGCUUCCUCCCCUUCCUCCUUUUCCUCCUCCGCUUUCUGGGGGGCCGCAAGUUGCCCCAAGUGCUGGAUCAGGCCGCGCUCGCCUCGCAACACCCCCGUCGAGCCUCCCAGACUCUGUCGUCGCCGAAAAACGACGACAUGGCCCAGCUCCUCGCAAAAGUCGAGGGGCUGUGUGCCUACAUCAACCGCCUGGAAGCUGAUCGGGAUGGACUCCGUGACGCUUACCAGUUGGCGGAUGAGCGUUCGAGACGCGAAGAUGCGGCGAAGGUCAUCCGGGCCCGUUAUGACGAGCAAGCGGAGUGCGAGCUCCAGAAAGUCUGCGCAGGCUACGAGGCCAAGCUCCAUGGGGCAAUUCGCAGUCUGGAGGCGCGCCUUGCCUCAGACCGUCAGCGAAUCGUCGCCGACAAACAAGCAUCUGAGCGUGCUUGUGAAGAGCGCCUCCGCCACCUCGAGGAGGAGCACCGGGCGAUGAUUGGCUUUGCCGAAGUCAAGUACGCCGAGGUCGUGGGGGAGCGAAAUUACUAUCGUUCCCUCGCCAAGCAGGCUGAGAAGACGACCCAAUCUCUGGGGACUUCCGCCUGCCCAACGGCCUUAUCGACUAUUGAUGCCGAUGGUGACACUCGCAUGGGUGAUGCGGUGUCGGGUCAGCAUAUCUUCAUCUCGACAACAGAGAUGGAGGAGAUCACCGGACUGCGCGAACAAAACCGCCAGUUUGCGCGUGAAUAUGCUGGCCUCAAGGUCAAUAUCGCUCAGCUGCAGCUGGAGGGUGAGGAGCUCCUGAAGGAGAACCACCUGUUGCGGUCUGGGACUUUCGGGGCCAAUGCAGCCCAAUGGCAGGGUUCCCACGGGGUUCCUGCCCUUCAACGGGAGGAAGAAGGCCCUCUCGUAGCCCGUAUUGCCGAAGGUGUGCCCAUGAAGGGUGGUGAGGUACAUCAAGAGGUGGGCAUCCGCGGCGGAGCUGGUCUCCAGGUGAUCACCGGUCCCUCAAAGAGGAUCACACUCCCUGUACCGAACCAGCAGGAGUCAGCUACUGCCAGUGCCUCUCCUGCACUGUAA